UGUAGAGUGUGUGUGUGUGUGUGUGUGUGUGUGUGUGUGUGUGUGUGUGUGUGUGCGCACAUUUGAGGGUGGCAUCAGAGGGGAGUGUGCUAUCAUGUUUAAAAUUAAGUUGGUGGAGUGGCGUGUUCUCACCCAGACUGCAUUUAGCUGUUAGCGCUCACGCUGAGUUUCAUUACAGCACAAAAAUAAAGGUGUGUCUUCACACACACACACACAUACACACACACACACCACUCUAACAGCCCCAAGUGCACAUACACAAUCUUUGCCAACUCUCCUGAACUCACCCUCCCACUAGCCACACACAUGCCCCACACACACACUCAAAGUGACCCUCCAAGGGCACUCAGUAGUCCUUUAUUCAGGGUAACAUGGCGUCUAUGUAAACACUGACCAUUAAACAACCUUACACCUCAGUUAGAUCAGCAGUGUUCAUCUCUUUCCUGUCUCUCUUCGUCUCGUGUCCUUCUGCGUCAGCAACUGAUGCGCGAACAGCUUCAUGAUCAAGAGAGGAGAGAGAAGCAGCGUAGACGCCACGUCUCCCCGUAUGCUCCGGCCACUGCAACGCAAACCACUACAUUUUACCCCAGUCAGAGUCCUGCUAUUGAUGUCAGCAGCCCUGUGGCUCCUUCCACCACCACACCUUUGCCCCCUGAAGUUCUAAGGGUGAAGUCUCAUUUAGAAAACCCUACAAAGUAUCAUCUCCAGCAGGCACAGAGACAGCAGGUGAAAGCAUACUUAUCGACCACACUCAGCCCAUUUUCCAGCAUGCCCUGUUCCAAUCAGUCUUCUGACCCUGGGGGAAUUUCAGCUGGUCAGGUGAACAGCACCCCCAACAGUCCCAUGGCUUUACUCACCCUUAGCUCUACCAGCGAGAGAGAGAUGGGUGAUGUAAUCGAUGACAUAAUCGGUUUGGAGUCAAGUUACAGUGAUGAAAUGCUUAGGAUGCCGCUGGAAUCCUCAAUGCACAUGAACAACACGAUGUCAUUGUCAGUGAAUCUGAUGGAUGCUUAUAAUAAUCAGAGUUUAGCUCCACCAACCAUCUCCAUCAGCGCUUCCUGCCCUGAGAACCUGCCCAACAUCAAGAGGGAGUUCUAUGAUGCAGACGCUCAAACUCUCGCAAAAGAACGGCAGAAAAAAGACAACCACAACCUGAUUGAGAGAAGACGACGUUUCAACAUCAAUGACCGCAUUAAAGAGCUCAGCACACUCAUCCCAAAAUCCAGUGACCCAGACCUGCGCUGGAAUAAGGGCACUAUUCUGAAGGCAUCAGUGGACUACAUCAGGAAGCUGCAGAGGGAUCAGCAACAUGCCAAAGAGCAGGAAAGCUGGCAGAAGAACCUGGAGAUUGUUAACCACCAGCUGAUGCUGCGGGUGAAGCAGGAGUUAGAGAUUCAAGCUCAGGCUCAUGGACUCGCUCCCUCAACUCUCUGCUCUCCAGAAUGUUCUGCUCGUCCAAUUAAACAGGAGCCAAUGCUGAGUAAACGUGACACGCCAACAGAAGCCUGCAUCAUGACCUCUGACCCUGGGGUCUGUGGAAUUGCCAAGUCAGCUGGUGCUGGACAUGAGCGACUGAUUGAGGAGAAAGUGUUACCAUUAACAACAAGACUUUCACCAAAGAACAGCAGCAAGAGUAGCUUUAGCAUGGAGGAUAGUGAGCACACAUGCUAGCAUUUCCUGAUCAUUAGAGAUGCAUGAUGUUUGUUCUGAAGAACUUCCUGCUUUUCUAUAUUCACAUUCGUUUUAUUUUAUAUAAAAAACUGUUUUAUUAUUUAAACUUUAUAACUUAAAAUUAAUUGAAUUUAUUCAGUAGAAUUUAAAACCUGAUCCAGUUUAAUCUGGUUUGUGAUGAUCUCAAUGUGACUGAUGAACAGCUUCUAUAAUGUAGGGUUAGAUAAACACUCUGAUUAAACACAUCAAUAAUGGACUGAUCUUCCUUCUCCUCCACCUUCUCCUCUACGACCUCUUCCUCCUAAUUUCCCCUCCUCCUUCUCCACCUCAUCCUCCUAUUCCUCCACCUUAUCCUUCACCGCCACCUCCUCAUUUUUCAUCAUGUCAUACUCCUCCACCACCUCUUCCUCCUCCACCCCAUUCUUCUCCACCACCUUGUCCUCCUCAAACCUCACAGUCACACUGCACUUUAAUGCUUUUAGGAAAUCUGACACAAUGUGAACGUUUAGAGCAGUGAUGUAAAUGUUUAUGUUGUUUGCUUGUAAUCUCACACACACACACACACACACACACACACACACACACACACACACAGCUAAUAGAAACAGCUAAACUGUUCCAGUGUCUGAUACAUUUCCAGAAUAAAGUUAUUUAUUUAUAUAUUUAUUUACGUAAACUGCCAUUUUACUCACUGCAGUCAGGGGGCGGAGCUAAACUAAUCACCAUUUCUUAUUGGUGUAUUGACUCUAAACACCAGAGGUGCGUGUGGACACAAUUAUAGAAAAUGCGUAAAAUUAUCGAAUUUAUCCUUAAAUAUGUAAAAUAAACAAACAAAACCAAUAGUAAUAAAUAGAAGAAAUGUGAAAGAUA
Molecule: messenger RNA, 2541 nt
Organism: Silurus meridionalis
Lineage: Eukaryota; Metazoa; Chordata; Actinopteri; Siluriformes; Siluridae
Product: microphthalmia-associated transcription factor-like
Exons: 9
Coding region: 484-1671 (395 amino acids)
Biological process (GO): melanocyte differentiation; regulation of transcription by RNA polymerase II
Cellular component (GO): nucleus
Molecular function (GO): protein dimerization activity; RNA polymerase II cis-regulatory region sequence-specific DNA binding; DNA-binding transcription factor activity, RNA polymerase II-specific
Source: RefSeq, a predicted model, not a curated record